Gadus morhua (Atlantic cod) is the source of this 2253-nucleotide messenger RNA. RefSeq names its product fat storage inducing transmembrane protein 2 (gene fitm2). The record is from RefSeq and is a predicted model, not a curated record. Bases 319 to 1104 code for a protein of 261 amino acids. Gene Ontology annotation, molecular function: coenzyme A diphosphatase activity. Lineage: Eukaryota; Metazoa; Chordata; Actinopteri; Gadiformes; Gadidae. The transcript is spliced from 3 exons. Gene Ontology annotation, cellular component: endoplasmic reticulum membrane. Gene Ontology annotation, biological process: lipid storage; lipid droplet organization; phospholipid biosynthetic process.
AAAGUCUAUCUUGUGAAUAGGAAUCUCCGACCGCUGACCAAACUCCAUCUGAGCCUAGUUGUACCUUCUCCUCAACGGCUGCAUUUCACUCCCAAAGUCUGAUCCCAAAGGCCAGCAGCGUUAAGGUAACUGAAAUGACCAGAUGCUAGACCCAGUAGCCUACUGGCGGUGGGCUGGUGGGAGAAUCCCUGACCCCCUGGAUGAGGAUACUACCGGACCUUAAUGUGACUUAGCAGCGUGCCUCCGCAACGGGACAAAAACCUUCAGAGAACUGGAGAACAAGACCCUGUGACGUGUGAGCCGGUGAACCCCGUCAACAUGGCGGCCUGCUUGGACGUCAUUGUGGAAAAGUUGGUGUCACUUUGGAGGAUAUCGGCGGUGCGACAAAACAUCCAUUGGUUCUUCCUGGUUGUUUCGAUCCUGGGCUCUGUUCUCAAAGAGUUCCAGCUCGUUCCUCCCUCGUAUUUCAGCGGGCCCAAAACCUUCCUGAACGUGUACCUGGUGAAGGUAGGCUGGGGAUGGACUCUGCUGCUGCUGACGCCCUUCCUGCUGCUCUCCAACUCUGCCCUGAACCGGGAUGUGGCCUUUCUGCUCCGACGGGUGCUCUCACUGGUCACAGCGACGGCCUGUUGGUUUGUCUGCACUGAGACAUUCCUCUACAUAGAAAAUGUCACCGGCUCGUGUUUUGCCACGGCUGCCCUGGACGUCAGCCACACAGACCUCAUGUCAAAGACCUCCUGUGUGAGGGCCGGCCUUCACUGGCACGGCUUCGACGUCUCGGGACACUCCUUCCUGCUCCUCUACUCCUCUCUCUUCAUCAUGGAGGAGACGGCACCCAUGGCUCACCUGAAGACAGCCAGUCUGUCCACCCUACCCAGAGUAGUCGUCCAGCUGUUGUACAUCGCCCUGAACGUACUCGUAGUGGUUUGGAUAUUCAUGUUUGUGUGUACCUCUGUGUACUUCCACGACCCGUCUCAGAAGUUGGUGGGGAGCCUCUGUGCCAUACUGGCCUGGCAUGGGACUUAUAGGGUGUGGUAUCUUAGGCCAUGGUCCCCUGGUCUCCCCCCGCUCCGCCAGUUCAAACCACAGAAACAACGAGCCUAGUCCUCCUGGUUGACCAGUCCUCCUGGUUGACCAGGCUUACUCGUGGACCAGGCUUACUGGUUGACCAGGCUGUGUAAAGUGUUGUGUAGGUGAAGGCCACAGUCCUGCAGCCCCUGUGGUGGUCAGCACUGUUCCUAAAAGGACCAUUUUAGAAUAAUGCCAAGAAAAUUCAUUAAUAUGCAAUAAUCUUUAUUUGUAUUUUGCUUAUAAAGGUGUGUGUAAGGCAGAUGAAAUAGUCCUAGUAGGCUAGUAUAUAUAUAUAUAUAUAUCUUUUUUUUUUUUUUGAAAGAUCUGACUUUAAACAGGUAAUUGAGAAGCAGGACUAUGCUUCUUAUAAACCCUUCAUGCUUGGACAUUAAGCUCCUAUCACUAUUUUGUUCAAUGGUUAAAUUAACUUUUGGUCUUCUUGCUGUUUUGUUGUACAAAACCUGUGUUCAAACUCAAGUGUUUUAUUUUUCAAGAUCAGCACUAAUUUUUAUUUAUUUCUUAGCAAACAUGGUAUGUGUCAUGUAAUAAGCCUAGCCGAUACGAAAUACAAGAUGCAACAAACUAAACUAGCUCAUUCAGUUUGGUCCUAUUCAAGCCUGCCAUACAUUCGCCUGUUCCUAAGGAAUAGACCAUUACGCUUUGUAGUGGGCAUGUUUAUGGAUGAAAUAAUGACAUUACUAAAUGGGGUCUGGUGGUCGGAGGUUCUUUCUUGUUUCAUUUCAUGACACAUAUUUUUCCACAAAAUGAUGGUAGUUGCAUUUGAGAGAUCUGCAAUACCCAAACAAUCCAAAGCGGUCAAGCUUAAGCAUGUGAUGAGUCACGUCUCAUUAAAGUAAAUAAAGAUAUCAGAUUACAUUUUCAUCAUUUAAUUUUGGUUUUUGAUGGCAACUGAAAAUGUUAAGGCUCAUGAACAAAACAUCAUAAAAAGCACCAUAAAUUAAUCCAUAUUUAUAAAUAUAAAAAAAUAAAAGUAAAAGAUAAAAAAAUACUAUUGUGAGAUAGAAUGGCCAAAAGUAACACCACAUUUUUUGUAUAUGUGAUCCAUGAAACAGACGUCCAAUCCUUAGGCAAGCUGAUUUAAGAAGCACUAAACAUCUCCCACCUAACCUACCAUCAUAAAGAACAAACUGCUCACAAUUAAAGGCUGGUUAUGUAUUGAAA